AUGCGCACCUUCCUCUCCAAGGAGACGCCUCUGCACAGCUGUUCUAGGACCCGUCUGCGGGACACAGGCCCUGCUCCCUCUGGGUUUUCUUUUCUUGUAGAUCUUGGAGGAGCUCAAGUGUUGGCAACUGGCAAGUCUGCCGGGGCUGAAAUUGACAUCAAGUACGCCCUCAUCGGCACCGCGCUGGGCGUCGCCAUCUCUGCCGGCGUCCUGGCCCUGAAGAUCUGCAUGAUCAGGAGACACUUGUUCGAUGACUACUCUUCCGACCUGAGAAGCACACACCAGGCCCCCAACGGUGAGGGGCUGGCCCGGGAAAGCACAGUGUCGUAGGCGGCCACCCGGCGAG
Molecule: messenger RNA, 346 nt
Organism: Propithecus coquereli (Coquerel's sifaka)
Lineage: Eukaryota; Metazoa; Chordata; Mammalia; Primates; Indriidae
Exons: 3
Coding region: 1-330 (109 amino acids)
Source: RefSeq, a predicted model, not a curated record